AUGAACCGCAGUGUAUAUUGCACUGUGCGGUAAUGUGUGGUUUAUUUCCUCUGGGGUGGGAGGGCCGAGAACCUGCUGGAACUAUGGCCCACGUAUUACUGAAGAGCUUACUCCUCCUGUCUGUCUCUACACUUGGUUAUGCUAUUACAUGUUACACAUGUGACUCUGACAAUGACUUGUUGUGUUCGAAGGAGAAGUGUCAAGCAAACUUCAAUGUCUGUCUGAAUGUUACUCAAGCUUCUCACAGGUUGUUACGUCGCUGUUGGACUGAUCGGGAAUGUCAUGCCAAGGCGGUGAAGGCUGAGUACAGCAGGGAUUUGGAUUUCACCUUCAGCUGCUGUAAUUGGGAUCUGUGCAACUCCCGAAGUGGCAGCUCCAGGGUAGCUGGGACCCUCAGCCUGCUGGCUCUCCUCGCUCCUCUUGCUGGGUGGCAUAGUGCCAACUUCUGAAACUGGAGUCCACUGUGACCACAGCAUGCCUCCUGAGACAGAAGGCUGGCUUCUGAAAGUGUUUCCAAAUGCACCAAAUUGUAUCUGCCAGAUCUAACAAUGUUUAUGAGAGGAUGAUUUUAUAACAGUCUGUCCCUUCCCCCUUGUUUCUGACAUUAUUCCCGUUUGGUAAACUAACCUAAAAGGGGAGGUCACUGGCGUCCUGUUCUUUAGUAUGGGAGUGUUCAGGAUGUGUGCUUGCCCUCAGGAUCUCUCUGCUUCCCUGCAUUUAACAGCGCUUCAGUCAGCCACUGCCAACUCUUACAACUUCAGUUGCAUUUUAAACAAUAACUCCUUUGCUUUAUCUUUCAUUAUCUCUAGCUUGCUGGCCUGGCCACUGCUAUAACAUGGCCCCCAGCCAGCCCAAGGUGGACCUGUACUAGUGGGUAAUCCCUGACUAGGAAGAUGCCUAUGUUAAUGAUUAAACUACAAUAGACAAGAUUGGGUGGCUGAGCCUUGUCUAAACCCCAGAGCUGAUCAUCUAUGUUGUGUUACAGAUGUGUGUUGAAUCAAGCAGCUAGCUGAUGCUUUUGUAUUAAGCAUUUGACAACUUCCGUCAAUUGAACAAUAAAAGUCAUCUUUUGGGAUGA
Hemiscyllium ocellatum (epaulette shark) is the source of this 1078-nucleotide messenger RNA. Its product is annotated as CD59 glycoprotein-like. The coding region runs from base 33 to 449 and encodes 138 amino acids. The transcript is spliced from 4 exons. NCBI's taxonomy places the organism in Eukaryota, Metazoa, Chordata, Chondrichthyes, Orectolobiformes, Hemiscylliidae. The record is from RefSeq and is a predicted model, not a curated record.